Messenger RNA from Drosophila biarmipes, 520 nucleotides. Its product is annotated as pinin. Bases 1 to 492 code for a protein of 163 amino acids. NCBI's taxonomy places the organism in Eukaryota, Metazoa, Arthropoda, Insecta, Diptera, Drosophilidae. The record is from RefSeq and is a predicted model, not a curated record. The transcript has a single exon.
AUGCGCCAGCUAUAUAUAGUUGGUCCAUUGGAUGGUAGAAUCAUAGGCCAAAGCCAAGCCCCAAGAGAAGUCGACAUGCGCCCUGUUCUUGCGCUAUCCCUGGUCGUCCUGGCCACUCUGGUUGUCCUGUCAUCGCAGGCAGACCCCAGCUCCAGCAGCCCCUCUAGCAGCGACCCCAGCUCCAGCAGCCCCUCCAGCAGCGACCCCAGCUCCAGCAGCCCCUCCAGCAGCGACCCCUCCUCCAGCAGCCCCUCCUCCAGCUCCACCACGACCACCACAACCACCACCACUGCGGCCUCCACCACCACGACCACCACCGAGGCGACCAAGAAGCAUCGGCGCAGGCACCGCAGGAGGAGGAUCAUCAUCAUCCGACGAGGUGGAGCAGGGAGGCGCCGCAGGGAACGCGGUGGCGAUGAUGAUGGCGGCCGUGUCGUGAGGCGCAUCCGCGUACGUGAGCGCCGAGUCGGUCGCCGCUUCGCCCGCUACUAAAGAUCCUGAUCCUGACCAAUGUGUACGA